CAAGGUUCUUGGCGAGAAGUGGAAGGCCCUGAACGAGAAGCAGCGCACUCCCUACGAGGCCAAGGCUGCUGCUGACAAGAAGCGCUAUGAGGAGGAGAAGGCCGCCUACCAGGCCGGCGAGGAAGAAGAAGAGGAGUCCGAGUAAAGGCCACCGCCUCAUUCGUGCUUCCACCAACAGCGUUGAAGAUGUCUUGUCAUGGGCGCAUUUCGAAAAGGACGGCCGCGGUCGGUGCAAAUCGCGCUGAUAGCGGGCGGUCAUGAUGUUUGGGCGUCUUACCCUCGACGUCGUGAAAGGAACAUCACGAAGCUCAUGACCAAGUCUAUGUACACUAGCAAUUGCGGCCUGGGUGUAGCACUGUGCAUGCUGAUAGUGGCUCAGGUCCCAGCUGAGCCCCUGAUGUUGGCACUUGUGUCUUGUCUGUUGUCAAAGUCAGGACAUGACGGCAUGAUAGACCCUUCCCAUCUACGGCAGACAGCAAGUGGUCCUCUAGCGACAAGUCCUCUUCGUCGUCUCCUCACACCGCCGAACCGGAUGCCCGCAUCCACGUCCAUCAAUCGAUCAUUGCAUCAAAGCGCCGUUGGGCUAGUGGUAUGCUAUCGCCUUCCCAUCGUACAUUCGCAAAUGAAGGAGGCGGGGAUCACGGGUUCAAACCCCGUACGGCGCAUUGCUUUCUUUUUGCCGCUCCUGUACAGGAGGUGGGGGUGUUUUUGCCGGGGGUGUCGCGUGGGAAUGAUAAUUUGGUGAUGUAGAAGCAAGGUAGAUGAUGUCACUCUUGCAGGCAUCGGGAAGUUGCAGGCGAUUGCAGUCCGUUGUUGGGAACCAAAUCCCAAAUGUGUAUGCUCACUAGUGAAUGCAAAUUGCGUGUCAGGCGCUGUGAUA
Molecule: messenger RNA, 880 nt
Organism: Alternaria rosae
Lineage: Eukaryota; Fungi; Ascomycota; Dothideomycetes; Pleosporales; Pleosporaceae
Exons: 6
Coding region: 197-745 (182 amino acids)
Source: RefSeq, a predicted model, not a curated record